AUGAAACCAUCACCUGUUACACUCUUCAAUCCUCACAAGGAGUCCCCAUUUUCGCAAGACACAAUUAUGUCCGCCGGUCCGUCGAAUAGUGCUCCAGCAACCUCAUCAAACUAUCGUCGAGCCCGACCAGUGGGCAUCUACCAGCCUCAGAUGUCACAUGUGUACUCUGAUCGUGUUUUCCGCCGCCGUCCCGCCGGUAUUGAGCAGCACAACUUGGAGCAUGAGCAAGGCAUUGCUAGACGCGACUUUGUCCAAGCCCAGGAAGUAGCGGAUAUGCACGGGAACAACUUCAAUCACCCAAACGAUAUGUCCCAACUCGACUUUGAGCAUGAACAAGGAAUAAAGAGCCGUGACUUCCUUCAGGCACAAGGAAUGGCCUAUACACGUGGAUCGAACACGGGUGGUGACAACUGGAACUGUGGACCUGCUAUGGCCACACGUCCUGCCUAUUUUCCCCGCCGUACUGGUGAUGAGUUUGGUCUUGGUGACGAGUUUGAAAACUCCAAGGCUCGAGAACAAGCCGCACGCUACUAUCGGCUUCACGGCAACUCAGUUCGGCCUCGCAAUGAAACCCAGCGCCCCCAGGCUACAUAUGCAAGCCACCGAGACUUUACUGUCUAUAGAGACACACAAAAGAACCAACCUGAACGUUCUGAUCACUUGUACCGUCCUCCUCAGGGGUCUGGAGCCGCUGGUCCUAUAAACAACUCUGCUUCAAGCACCCAGCCUCGCAAUCGCACCCGGAAUCCAGGGCCUACAUCAAUGAACUACCGAGAAAUUAUUGUCUAUGAAGCCACACAACAGAAGCAACCUGAACGCUCCGAUCACUUGUACUCUCCUCCUCGGGGGUCUGGAGCUGCGGCGUCUAUGAGCAACGCUGCUUCUAACACCUCACAUAGUCCUCACGCAGAUGCAAAGACCAACAGCUCUGACUACUAUCGAGAUGGUCAUGGCUAUAUCCGAAAGCGAAAUGGCUCUGAGGGGUCAGGAGACAGCACUUCAUCCCACCCAUUGCCUAGCUUCUACCGAGAUAGAAGACCAACAGGUAUGAGCAAUAACUCGGGCUCACGCCACUCUUCCGGAGAGUACACAGAUGUGAGUGCAUACACAACUGGAACUCCUUUCGCUGAACGCAACGGCCACUCUCCAUUUCAGCAAGGCGAAGCACAGAACAAUGGUGUGCAGAAUACGAGUGGGGAUAGAUUUCAAGAAUAUACCACAGAUAAUGGAGAUAUCGGCCAGGCCUUUGGCUACAAUGCACUCCUCGCUGGUCAGGCCCCUUUGACAGAGCGGAACCUACUCAAGAGCAAGAAGUCUGCCCCACAGCUGCCUAACCUCAAGAGCAAGAGGUCUUUCUGGGACAAGAUCAAGAUGAAAAAGUCGAGCUCGCUUGACUCGCUCACUGGAGCCAUCAAAGGCAAGAUGAAAAAGUCGAGCUCGUUUGACUCGCUCACUGGAGCCAUCAAAGGCAAGAAAUCGAAGUUGGCCGCAAAGUUUGCUCGUGUAUCUAAUCGUACCGAUUCCACCAAGGUUGGUGAUCCUGCCCAGAGUGGAAACUCCCAGUCUGGAGGAUCGCCCAAAAUCUCUCUCGCUCCUGCAUCUCUUGAUAUUGCCUAUGAUGGCAGAGAUCCUGCACUCGAGGGUAUCCAUGAAAACUCUCAGUCUCGCGGAUCUCUUGAAAUUUCUUUCGCUCCUGCAUCUCUUCGAACCGCCUAUAAUGACAGAGAUCCUGCACCGGAGGGCGUCCAUGAAAAUCCCCAGUCUCACGAAUCUCUUGAAAUCUCUCUUGCUCCUGCAAUCCUUAGAACCGCCUAUGACGGCAGAGGUCCUGCACUGGAGAGCGUCCAAGAAAAUUCUCAGCCUCGCGGAUCUCUUGAAAUAUCUUUCGCUCCCGCAUCCCUUGAAAACGCCUAUGACGGCAGAGAUCUUGCACUGGAGGGUGCUCACAACAACCAGUAUGGCAAACUUUCUGAUAAUACAGCUCCGCUUGGAAAUCCUGUCGUUGAGGGCGAAAAUUUUCAAGCAGCAAAGCUAGCCCAGCGCUCCUCGUUACCAGGCUCAGACGGACCAUCCUCUUUGACGCGUACCCAGACUUAUAACCCCAUUGGUUGCAUCACAGCUAUUUCCGACCAAGUUGAUGUUGUCAUAGCUCUUGGUAUCCAGAUGGCAAGAAUGAAUGAAGUUCAAUACAGGAUUGCGACCAUGACGAAGUAUGUGCACAAACCAUUAAAGAGAUUGAUUUAUGAGGGGAUACAGGCUCUUCCCGAACUCUUGAAGCAGGCAGAGUGUGCGAUGAAGAAUAACGAGAAUCACGAGUACAUGGAGGAGGAGCUAGACCGCAUCGCAACUGCAUUCACGAUUACAUCCAAGAGACUUCUCGACCUUUUCUCAUUGAUGGUCAUAUUAGCUCUUCCGAAGAGCGCGCCGAAGAGGUUCAAGCCUUUUAACAAAGGGGUGUUCUUUGAGUUGUGUAAUACUAGGGAUGCCUUGAAGAAUUGGACCGAGACACUUGACAGUAUUAUAUUUCCUGUCCCAUACGGUGCGAAGAAAGUCAAGCUGUCGGUUCAUUGGAGCGCCGUUCAGAAGGCUAUGUUUGCGUGCGACUUGUGGGAGAAUUUGGAGGGAUGUGAUGGAGUAUAA
Venustampulla echinocandica is the source of this 2640-nucleotide messenger RNA. RefSeq lists its product as uncharacterized. The record is from RefSeq and is a predicted model, not a curated record. NCBI's taxonomy places the organism in Eukaryota, Fungi, Ascomycota, Leotiomycetes, Helotiales, Pleuroascaceae. Bases 1 to 2640 code for a protein of 879 amino acids. The transcript is spliced from 4 exons.